CAUCUUUUACUUUAGGGCUGUUCGUUUGGUUGCCGCAGGUACCGGCGGCAGCGGCAGCGUCAACAUUUUGCGUCAACUCUUGUUCGUUUCGUUGACGCAGGAACCGGCGGCAGCGACAGCGUCCGAACGCUGCGUCCUGCGGCUGACGCCGAUAAAACCUGCGGUCGCGAUAUGAUAUGCGGCAGCGUCAGCGUCUGCGAAACGAACAACAACUGUUCUCAUUGACGCUGCCGCCGCCGCUGACGCUGCCGCCGCCGCCGAAACCUGCGGUAACCAAACGAACAGGGCUAUAUUUGUUUUAAUGCUCUGUAUAUGUCCAAUUAUAUGUUCUGUUGAUGCAAGAAAACUCAAGUAUUCACUUCGUGUUACCUAUGAAUGAAUGAUAUUAAUUUUUUUUAUUUCAUUAAACACUAAUUCAAUUAAAAAGACAUGAUUUAAAAUAUAGUUUAAAAAGCUAAGGGAGAGGUUUUAGGUGUCCCGCCGUCCAAAAAGAUAUGGAGAUCCAAGGGACUCAUAAAAAUAGACACAAGUUGUGAUUAAGAUAUCUGAUGCCAAUCAACGACAACCACAUCGACUCUCAUUGACCUAAUUAUACCCUACUAUUUGACCCCUCUCUCAAUUUAACAUCUUCGUCACGUUUUAACAUCACCAUAAUUAGUGAAGCCUAAUUGAACCACUCACCACCUUCCUCCAUCUUGUCAUCUUCAUUCCGUGGUUGUGAUUCCAAUGGAAUCUUUGCUAUUAAUAGUGUGUGCGUGUCUAAUCCUUUAUCACUCUUUUAAUUAGAUAUGUUGAAUAUAUUAAAACAUAUAAGGAUUAAAAUUUAGUAUGUAACUCAUAUUAUAUUCUAAAUAUUGACAUAAAUUUCCUAAAGUUUUAAAUUUAGAAUCGACUAUAAAUAAAAUCUGUAAAUAUUUGAUCACUUGAAUUGUAGGAUUUCUACUAGAAGUGGAUUUGUGUUUUUCCAUACAGUGGUAGAGUGGAGAUAGUCUGAUAAGUGAUAAGUAAAACAUAUUUGACCUUCUGAAUUUUUAAAAAUGUUUCACUUUUUUUUGCUAAUAUUUAAAAUUAAAUUUAUUCCAUAAAAAUAGUAACUUCUAUCAAGUUAUAGCAUAAAAUAGUAAAAUUAAAUUUAUUCCAUAAAAAUAGUAACUUCUAUCAAUUUAGAAACUAUUAGUUCAACAAAAAUCAUCAUAAAUUAUAACAAACAUAAGCCAUUAAAUUGAGUUAAACCCAAUUGUGUUCAUUUGUUAAUUUGAUUUUAUAUCCUCUUCCUCUAUUUCAUUUAUUUCAUUUCAGUUUUACAAAUACAGACAUCGAUGCCAAUAAUAAUAAAAAUGCCAGGAUUCAAAGGGGAACAUGUUUUCACAUAAAGAAUGCUAUUCACACACAUAAAUCUAGAAACCAAAUUCCAGCUCCAUUAUUGGUAGUUAAUGGUCAGUGCUAUUAGUUAUGACCAAUCGAUUGGUCCACGUUCUUGUUUAAUCAAACAAUUAACAAUAUAAUGUAAGUAAACAUUGAAAAAGACAAACGAAGAAGAGGUGCAGAAAUGACAAAAGAGGCUUGUACAAGAAUUGCCAAACAAGCAAAAUAACGUGGUCCUAUAAUCUCACCACGCACCAACCAGUCAACACUCAAUUUGUAUUACAGGACAAAUAACAAUUUUUGUUUUUCCUGAACUGGUAAAUCAUCUGCUAAAUUACAAAAUACAAAUUAUAAUUAAAAUCGUCCUUCAGAGGAGCGUGGCGAAGUGUGAACACAAGCACCUAGAAAGAUCUGAGAGUCAAGUCUUCUCGAGUGACAUGUGCAAUGUGAAAUGCAUCAAGACGCGUUUUAGGGGUUUUAUCGUUUAAAUUUCUUAGCUAUCAAUAUCAUCACCAAAGUGUUUCAUCAUAGAUCUCUCCAACAACAACAGCACAUGUUAUUUUAUUCUAGGAUUUGUUAUAGGCAGUAUAGAAGAAGACUCUAGAAGAUCUAGGUACAUUAUGAUGACUAUUGACUAAUGAGUAAUGAGGUCAGGCAACUGCAACAUGAAGGAUGAGUUGGUUUGGCUGAAGGAUAAAUCUGGGAACUACACUACAAAAUCAGGGUACGCAUUAGCAAAGAUCAACUCUGAGGCUGAACCUUCUGACCAUUUCGACUGGAAGAAGAGGAUAUGGGCCCUCAACACCUCCCCGAAGCUCAAGCAUUUACUCUGGAAGGCAAACGUUGGAGCCCUACCCGUUGGAGCCGCACUACAAAGCAGGGGAAUUGAUAUUGAUGAUAAGUGCAAACGUUGUGGAGCAGUUGAAACAGAGAUACAUGUCUUGCUCCACUGCCCUUUUGCUACCCAAGUGUGGAACAAACUCCCCUGUCUCCAUGCUCCAUCUUCACUCCAGCAACCUCCCAUGUCGGUACCGGAUCUACUUGAUAGCUGUAGCAGAGUAAUAACCUUGCCUCCGAUAGGAUUGGGAUCAACUCCGAUCUCGCCAUGGGUCUUGUGGACCCUUUGGACUAAUAGGAAUAAGUUACUCUUUGAAAAUAAAGAGUACACUGUUGAGGAAUCAGUUCUGAAAAUCCUCAAAGACUCUAAAGCUUGGAGAGAAGCUCAGGAGUCGAAAAAAUGUAUUCCGUUGCCACAGAAUGUGGAUCUCUCUCGCCAUGUGUCUAACCCCCAUGUACCCCAACUCCUUCUUGUUGCAGGAUCCUCGUGGAGCGUCUACUCUGAUGCUGCUUGGGACUCUUGAACCGGAAACUGUGGUAUGGGCUGGCACUUCAGCGACAGCAUGGCUUCACCAGCAGGAAGCAACUUCUCAAAACGCCGCUCAGUCCCCUCAGCCCUUGUAGCAGAGGCUUUGGCGUUAAAGACCGCAAUCUCCGAAGCGGUCAACCGUGGCAUUGAUUCUCUUAGAGUGUUCUCUGAUUCCAAAAGCCUCAUCUCUCUGCUUGUUACCAAGAAGAACCACACUUGGAUUCAAGGAACACUCUUCGAUAUUCACUAUCUAUCUAGUUCGUUUAGUAACAUUUCUUUCCAUUUCAUCCCGCGUGUGGGAAAUACUCUAGCUGAUACUCUAGCGAAAUCAGCGCUGCUAUCCUUAAUCAACUCUCCGUCUGUGGAUGAGUAAAAACUACUUAUGUUUUCUUCUUUAGCUAAUCAAGUAUGGU
Messenger RNA from Brassica napus (rape), 3144 nucleotides. RefSeq lists its product as uncharacterized. NCBI's taxonomy places the organism in Eukaryota, Viridiplantae, Streptophyta, Magnoliopsida, Brassicales, Brassicaceae. The record is from RefSeq and is a predicted model, not a curated record. The transcript has 3 exons. Bases 2010 to 2726 code for a protein of 238 amino acids.